GGUGCGCGCCGUGCGAGUGUUUGCAUCCGACGUCGCGUCGUCUGCUCCGCUCCGUUCGGUCACGCUCACGACUCGCGAAUUUCCGCCGGCGAAUACUUACGUUUGUGUUCACGGUCGAGCGUCGAAGUCGGGCUCGGACUGCCACUGUUGUCCGGUUUUGUGAAUGUGAUUCGCCGCAAAGUGGCGUGAAAAUGCGUCGUGCCGGGCUUUCUGUGCUGGGCUGUGUUUGUUAAAACGCGCCAUGGAAAAGCAAGUGUUUAUAAGUGGAACUGUCAACAAACCAGGAGUGAGGUUAUGUGCAGUGAUGUGUUUGUGAGAUUUGUGUGAAGCCUGCUGCCCAGGGCAGAGUCCUGUGGUCAAAAUGCAGGCCAAGAAACGAUAUCUUCUAGUCUUGUUAUCAUGUGCCUUCUUAGCAUACUGUUAUUUUGGAGGCUAUCGGUUGAAGAGCAAAAAUGUUAUUCCCAUCAAGCAAGGACUUCCUCACUUUUUAGACGUGACUGACCAGCUUUACGACAGUGAUGUGGACUCAUCUCCACACAUACGUCGAAUGGGAGAGUUCCAAGGAGACAAUUACAGCAAGUGUCGGAUGGAGACAUGCUUCGAUCUUGAACGCUGUCGUGCAGACUUUAAAGUUUAUGUUUACCCUUCAGCAAGUGAUAGUGAAAGUGAUGUCGAUGCGGAGUUGCCUACACCACCUCAGAGUCCUGCCUACCAAAAACUGCUCAACGUAAUUAUAGAGUCAAGAUAUUUUACUUCCGAUCCAGCACAAGCGUGUUUAUUUGUCUUGGCAAUAGACACAUUAGACAGAGAUUCACUUUCUCCUGAUUAUGUGAGAAAUGUCCAGGCUCGCGUUCAAAGGUUGAGAUUGUGGAAUAAUGGACGUAACCAUGUCAUCUUCAACUUAUACUCUGGGACGUGGCCGGAAUACCUCGAAGAGAGUUUAGGCUUCAACCCCGGCAUGGCCAUCCUGGCCAAGGCGAGCAUGUCGACGGCCAGCUUCCGGCCCGGCUUCGACAUCUCGAUCCCGCUCUUCCACAAGAACCACCCGGAGAAGGGCGGCGAGCCGGGCUUCGUCACGUCCAACAACUUCCCCGCCGCCAAGAAGUACCUGCUGGCCUUCAAGGGCAAGCGGUACGUGCACGGCAUCGGCUCCGAGACGAGGAACUCGCUGUACCACCUGCACAACGAGCGCGACAUGGUGCUCGUCACCACCUGCCGCCACGGCAAGAGCUGGAAGGACCUCAAGGACGAGCGCUGCGACGAGGACAACGCCGAGUACGACAGAUACGACUACGAGGUGCUGCUGCAGAACGCCACCUUCUGCCUGGUGCCGCGCGGCCGCCGCCUCGGCUCCUUCCGCUUCCUGGAGGCCCUGCAGGCCGGCUGCGUGCCCGUGCUGCUGUCCAACAGCUGGGUGCUGCCCUUCGGCGACGUGGUGGACUGGAACCGCGCCGUCGUCUGGGCCGACGAGCGGCUGCUGCUGCAGGUCCCCGAGCUGGUGCGCUCCGUGCCGCCGUCCAAGGUGUUGGCGCUGCGGCAGCAGACGCAGAUCCUGUGGGAGCGCUACUUCUCGUCCAUCGAGAAGAUCGUUUUCACGACGCUAGAGAUGAUCCGCGAGCGCAUCCCCUGGCAGCCGGUGCGCGACGGCCUGGCCUGGAACGUGAUGCCGGGCGGCUUGGUGACGCUGCCGCGCUUCGCCGACUCGUGGAACCGCUUCCCCUUCUACUCGGAGCGCCUGGGCGGCGCCGGCGACCGCUUCACGGCCGUGGUGUACGCCGGCCAGCUGGCGCCGCCCGCGCGCUCGCCCGGCGGCCUCCCCCAGCCCGUGCCCACCCCCGCGCCGGCCCUCACCAGGCUGCUGAGGAACGUCGGCCGCAGCCAGUUCGUCUCCAGGGUCGUGGUGCUGUGGUCGGGCGACCGGCCGCCCCCUCCGCGGUCUCGCUGGCCCGCCUUGCCCGGCCACGUCCCCCUCAACGUGCUGCAGCUCCAGACGCAGGCGCAAACAACGCCAGGGACGAUCGGGUCCAAGACUGCCGGGGCGGGUAUCUCCCAGCGGUUCUUCCCCCACCCCUUGAUCCAGACGGCGGCCGUGCUGUCCCUGGACGAGGACACUUUGCUCACGACGGACGAGGUGGACUUCGCAUUCCAAGUCUGGAAGUCGUUCCCCGACCGCAUCAUCGGCUACCCAGCACGCUCACACUACUGGGACGAUGCCAAAGGUUCUUGGGGCUAUACAUCCAAAUGGACCAAUGACUACUCAAUGGUACUAACUGGUGCAGCUUUUUACCAUCGGUAUUAUAAUUAUUUGUAUUGGCAUUGGCUAAGCCCAUUGCUCCAUAAGACUGUUGAGCAGUCGCAGAACUGCGAAGAUAUUCUAAUGAAUUUUCUAGUUAGUCAUGUAACUCGACGACCUCCUAUAAAAGUCACUCAGCGUAAACAGUACAAGGACCAGCCUGCAGGCGGAGCAAGAUCUCCUUGGAAUGACCCUGAUCACUUCAUUCAGCGUCAAACCUGUCUCAACACCUUUGCUGCUGUUUUUGGCUACAUGCCUUUGUUGAGGUCCAACAUGCGUUUGGAUCCUGUCUUAUUUAAAGAUCCAGUGUCAAAUAUGAGAAAAAAGUAUCGACAAAUGGAGCUUGUGGGAAGCUAGUACCGGCUGACAGGCAGCACAAAUAUUUUUUAAAAUGCUGCCAUAAAUCAGUGUUUGUUUCACAUUCUUUGAUGCCUUCCCAUGUAAAUUGUUUUCAUGUGAGUCUUACAAACGAGGCAAAUUCUAAUUAUACUGUAGGUUGUAAUUGCUGUUUACAGACUGUCACGGAGUCAAAUAUUUCUAACUUUGUUUGCAAUUUGUUUUAGAAAAGUUAAAUUGGUAUUCAUUGGAAUACAAUUCACUGCCAUAUUAAUGUGUCAGGAAAACAGGGUAUUUGAGUACUCUAUUCCUCUUGAUGGCUUAGUCGUUUCAAGAGAUAUGAGACUUCCUUUGUGCAUAUCAAUUUUAAAAACUUUGAAGUACUAUGAUAAACUUUCAUGUUCAUGCUAAAAUUUAUGGAAAGCCCCAUCAGAAUGACUGAAGGAUGGAUCUUCCUCAGAACUUCUACCCUUUGUCUCUGGUUGAGGAUUGACUCAUUCUGAAUCUGAAUCAUUGCAUA
Thrips palmi is the source of this 3149-nucleotide messenger RNA. It is a transcript of the gene ttv, whose product is annotated as exostosin-1. Gene Ontology annotation, cellular component: membrane. The transcript has 10 exons. Bases 362 to 2650 code for a protein of 762 amino acids. Gene Ontology annotation, molecular function: glycosyltransferase activity. NCBI's taxonomy places the organism in Eukaryota, Metazoa, Arthropoda, Insecta, Thysanoptera, Thripidae. The record is from RefSeq and is a predicted model, not a curated record.